This is a messenger RNA of Psammomys obesus (fat sand rat), 1618 nucleotides long. It is a transcript of the gene Ints12, whose product is annotated as integrator complex subunit 12. Gene Ontology annotation, biological process: snRNA 3'-end processing. Gene Ontology annotation, cellular component: integrator complex. The record is from RefSeq and is a predicted model, not a curated record. NCBI's taxonomy places the organism in Eukaryota, Metazoa, Chordata, Mammalia, Rodentia, Muridae. Bases 124 to 1509 code for a protein of 461 amino acids. The transcript has 7 exons.
CGUUCCCCUCCCGACCUGUUGCGGGAACCUUUGUGUCUCUCUCCCGAGGCUGGGUAGGGCGGGGACGGGUUCGAAGAGAGCUGCCGGGAACGGACCGAGUGGCGGGGCGGAGCGGUGUUUGCCAUGGCUGCUACAGUGAACUUGGAACUUGAUCCCAUCUUUCUGAAAGCACUAGGUUUCUUACACUCAAAGAGUAAAGAUUCUGCUGAAAAGCUAAAAGCUUUGCUCGAUGAGUCUUUGGCUCGGGGCAUUGACUCAAGUUAUCGUCCAUCUCAAAAGGAUGUGGAACCACCCAAAAUUUCAAGCACAAAAACUCUUUCUAUCAAGCAAGAGCCCAAAGCAUCAUCUAGUCUCCCUUCUGCCAAUAGUAAUGGCAAAGUCCUCACAGCUGAAAAGAUAAAGAAGGAAGCUGAGAAGAGACCUGCCGAUAAGAUGAAAGAUGUCACUGAAGGAGUUGACAUUCCAAAGAAGCCUAGAUUAGAGAAAGCAGACACACGGUCCUCUCCUAUCACGGUCCAGACCAGCAAGGAUUUAGCCAUGGCUGACCUCUCUAGCUUUGAAGAAACUAGUGCUGACGAUUUUGCCAUGGAAAUGGGACUGGCCUGUGUUGUUUGUCGACAAAUGACGGUGGCAUCUGGAAACCAAUUAGUAGAAUGUCAAGAGUGCCAUAACCUCUACCACCAAGACUGCCAUAAACCCCAAGUGACAGACAAAGAAGUAAAUGACCCUCGCCUGGUGUGGUACUGUGCCCGAUGUACCAGACAAAUGAAGAGAAUGGCUCAGAAAACUCAGAAGCCACCGCAGAAACCAGCACCCACUGUUGUUUCUGUGGCUCCAGCUGUCAAGGAUCCAUUAGUUAAGAAACCCGAAACCAAACUUAAACAAGAGACAACCUUCCUAGCAUUCAAGAGAACAGAAGUUAAGCCAUCCACAGUUAUUUCAGGAAAUUCUUCUAGUAACAACGUGUCCUCUUCAGUAACUAGUGGCCUAACUGGAUGGGCAGCUUUUGCAGCCAAAACUUCUUCAGCUGGUCCAUCAACAGCAAAAUUGAGUUCAACCGCACAGAACAAUAGUGGAAAACCUGCUGCCUCAACAGCUAACCAGAAACCUGUGGGUUUGACUGGUCUAGCAACAUCAUCCAAAAGUGGAAUAGGUUCCAAAAUAGGUUCUGGUAACAGCACUAGCCCCUCUGUCCCAUUAAAGCCACUUCCACCUCUAACCUUAGGCAAGACUGGACUGAGUCGCUCAGUUAGCUGUGAUAAUGUCAGCAAAGUAGGUCUUCCCAGUCCUAGUAGUUUAGUUCCUGGAGGCAGCAGCCAGUUGAGUGGGAAUGGAAAUAGUGCUGCAUCAGGGCCCAGUGGAAGCACCACCAGCAAAACCACGUCUGAGUCCAGCAGCAAUCCCUCAGCAUCGCUUAAAGGUCCAACAUCGCAAGAAUCACAGCUCAACGCUAUGAAGCGAUUACAAAUGGUUAAGAAGAAAGCUGCCCAAAAGAAACUUAAGAAGUAAUUAUGUCCAAAUAGGUUUUUAUAUCACAUUACUCUAAAGAUUAAAAAAAAAUCAUUAUUGGAACAAAAGAUGUAACAUACUGUAACUUAAUAAAAAUUUUAUGAUCAAA